Arachis duranensis is the source of this 2765-nucleotide messenger RNA. RefSeq lists its product as uncharacterized. Gene Ontology annotation, molecular function: protein binding. The coding region runs from base 95 to 2578 and encodes 827 amino acids. Lineage: Eukaryota; Viridiplantae; Streptophyta; Magnoliopsida; Fabales; Fabaceae. The record is from RefSeq and is a predicted model, not a curated record. The transcript has 7 exons.
GUCAUGGUUACCAUCUGAUCUAUCUCUGAUUAUCUUAUGUUAUAUCAAUUCACUGAUUUCGAAAUUCUUAAUAGAUCAGAACAGACAUACAACAAUGGCAGGAACUGGUAUUGCGUCAACAGGGAUCGUUCUUGAAGCACUGAGAAAAGAUAAUUACGAGAAUUGGAGCGCUCUGGUGGAGAACUAUCUUGUAGGGCAAGGCCUCUGGCAUGGAAUUGUUGAGGCUGAUCCAAAAAAACCAGAUCACAAUAGUGAAAAAGAUGACGAGUGGAGACUGAAGAACGCAAAGGCUUUACACGCCAUUCAACUGGCGUGUGGGUCAGAGAAUCUGUCGAAAAUAAGAACAUUCAAGAAAGCCAGAGAAGCAUGGAAUCACUUGAAGAUCUCCUUCAGCGAGGACGUUAGAGCGUUCCCAGAUAUCGAGCAAGGACACGGCGGUAGUGAAGCAUCUUAUUAUGAUCUCCACGAUAACGUGAUGAGAGGCCAGUGGGAUGAAGCGAAAUCUUCAAUCAACAGUAACCCUGAUGAUAUUUUCGAAAUUGCAUCCUCUACGGGGAGGACGGUACUUCACAUUGCAGUGGCUUCAGGACAAGAGGAGAUUGCAAAGGAGUUGGUUAGCAUGGGGAACAAACGGUUGCUGAAGAUGCAAGACAAAAGCGGAUACACGGCUCUUGCUCUUGCUGCUAAAUUAACCGACAAUGUAGACAUGGCAGAGAGGAUGGUUCGUAAAGGAGGAAAGGAGCUGCUAACCAUCCAAACCAAAGCCGGUGAUGACGACGGCAAAACUAGUACUGAUCCUAAAAAUGAUACAAACGGGGAUGCUGAAUCAACCGAUAACAAGACUACUACUGAUGAGGAUGGUGAAGAAGGUGAAACAAACGAGAAAAAGGGGGAGGAUGGCGACGACGAUGGUAAUAAAGAAAAUGAUCAGAAAAUGGAGGGGGAUGGGGUUGAGGAUGAGGAUGUUAACAAAGGCAGAGGGGAGAUUCCGGUACUUUUAGCAUCAGCGAGUGGUCACAAAAAGAUGACUAGGUAUCUCUUCUCCCAAACUCCCAUUGACGUUCUCUUCGAUAACGGUUGCCACUACUGCCUUAUGCUUCUCAAACGAUGCAUCUCUGCUGAAAUAUUUGAUAUUCCCGCCUUACUGCUCCAACACCGACGUUAUGAGGAGAUACCUCUGACUAAUAACCCCAAAGAACUUCAGCAAUUGGUACAUGCAUUAGCUCACAUGCCUUCAUCAUUUCCCAGUGGUAUCCAGCUUAGUCGGUGGCAGCAAUUUAUAUAUAAUUCAACGAAGCCACAGGCACACAUGGUCCUUAAUGACAAAAGAAUCAAGAUCCUAUUAUAUGCUGAACCAGAAGACGAGAACUCAUUUUCAAAUAGCUGGGCAGAUUUUAUUGCAACUCACCCUUUGGGCAGAAUCUUCAGGGCAAUUUCAGUCUUAUUGCUCGUAAAACAAUUAAGCGCACUUCUUGAACAAGUUAAACACGUCGCUCAAACUAUAAUACUUCGAAAGCUUCCUGGAAGUGAGAAAAUAUACGAUAUGAAAAAGGACCAUCAUUUAGUACUUGAGAUUCUUAGAUGCCUGAGCAUGAGAAUAUCAGAUUUAAGUGAAGCAAGGAUACAUGAGUGUUCAGCUUACGACACAAUGUUACAGGCAGCUAAGUCUGGAAUUAUUGAGAUCAUUAAAUCAAUGAGGCAUGCAAACCCUAAUCUUCUAUGGGCCAUGGACAAAAACAGAAGAGAUAUAUUUUCUCAUGCGAUUUUGAAUCGUCAAGAGAAGGUGUUCAGACUCAUUCAUGAAAUUGGGGGGCGAAGAGAAAUGUUUGCAUCCCGUUUAGAUGUGUUUAACAAUAACAUGUUGCACUUGGCAGCCGAGUUAGGUCCUUCUUCUGACUUAGGCAGUAGAUCCAAUGCUGCUCUGCAAAUGCAAAGAGAACUCCAUUGGUAUAUGGCGGUGGCGGAAAUAGUGCCUCCCAAGUGCAAAGAAGCAAAAAAUGCUGACGGCAAGAAGCCCCGUGAAGUAUUUACCAAAAAUCAUGAGGAUCUGUUGAAAUCUGGAGAAAAAUGGGCAAGAGAUACGGCAGGUUCUUUCACACUUGUGGGCACUCUCAUUAUCACCAUCAUGUUUGCCGCAGCCUUCACUGUCCCGGGAGGAAAUGACCAAAAUACCGGCAUACCAAUUUUCUUAAAAAAAAGCACUUUUAUUUUUAAUAUCUUCAUUUUAGCUGAUGCAGUAUCUCUCAUUACUUCCUCUUCUUCUGUCUUAAUCUUUAUUGGAAUCCUUACAUCGCGUUAUGCCGAAAAAGAUUUUCUCAGAAGCUUGCCCCUCAAGUUGCUGUUUGGACUUAUCACUCUCUUCUUUUCCGUUGCAUCCAUGAUGAUAGCUUUUGUUUCCGCACUUUCUAUGAUGCUCAAGGGAUACCGUGGUGUUGUGAUUGCAGCGAUGUCACUUGCCAUUAUUCCAGUAUUGGUUCUUAUUCCUACAUUGUUGACUCUCUCGUUAGAGAUUUUGAAAUCCACCUUGAAACCUAAUUUGCUCACGGCUAUGCAGAAGAAGAAGAAGAGUCCACCCUAAUUAAUAAUAUUAUUAUCGUUCCCCCAAAAAACCCCGGCUGGGAAAAUAUUAUUGGUGUACACUAUGCCUGGCAUGAAUUUGAUAUUCAUAGCAUGAAAGAGUGCAUAAUAUGUACUUAUUACUUUUGUUUAAAUUAUAAUUAAAAACUGACAUUAUUUAUUUUAGUUAUCAAAGUAAUAUAUAAAAA